AUGGCGGCUGUGCCGCAAUCGACAUUGACAUGGCUUUGGAAUGUGCUUACCAAGAACCAUUACGACCCCAGACAGACAUACCGCGACCCCAAUCGCACAUAUCAUGAUGUCGCUCGAAUGCUGGCGCAGUAUCCAUCUUUUGGACCGCGAACAGAUGUAUACACAUACGAAAAUGGCACGCCGUCGCUUCUCCUUCACCUCGUCGGCACAUUACCGGUCUCCUUCCGCGGCAACUCGUAUAAUAUUCCGAUAGACACUUGGAUCCCAAGUGCGUAUCCUCUUGAAGCUCCGAUUGUAUAUGUUACUCCGACACCGGAUAUGGUCGUGCGAUCUGGUCAGCAUGUUACGCUGGAGGGGCGGGUAUAUCAUCACUAUCUGGCGCAUUGGCAUGAGACAUGGGAUCGAUCCUCGAUCGUCGAGCUAUUCGCAGUCCUACGAGAUAUCUUCUCCAAAGAACCCCCCGUCAAAGGCAGACCUCAAUCACGACCAAUACAACCCGAAACCCCACGAUCAGCUCCUCCGCCCGUCCCUCCUCUUCCCCCAGAGCUCUCUACGUCUCCCAGGCCAGUCGAAACACCACAACACCAACCAGCGCAACCAGCGCUUCCAAGACCGCCCCAACUACCGCCAAAACCUGGCCAGACAGCUCCUGUACAUUCUCCGCUGUCGGCAGUACAUACACAUGGGCCCGCAGUCCCCCCAUUACCUCCAAAGGCACAAAAGGGACAGAUUCAAGAAUGGCAAGCUCCUAUAAACGCGGCUGCAGCCCAAUUAAAUCGGUCCGGCAGUUUGCGAGUGUCGCAACAGGUGCCUGUUAGUCCAAACUAUCAGCGAGAGGCAUACACUGCUUCACCUGUGCCUUUACAAACUCCGGCCCAACAGAUGCCGAUUCCUCGACAGUAUUCGGGACCACAAUCUCCGCAGGGCUAUCAGCAGAAAUAUCCGCCUCAGACGGCUGUACCAUAUCAGGGUAAUCGCUAUCAGCAGCCGCCCCCUCAGUCACCUACACAAUCGAUGACUGCUCCGAAACCUCCAAAACCAGAAACUCCCGAUCUACUCACAUCACCGUUCGAUGUUGAAUUACCAUCUAUAACACCAACGGGUCCUCCACCCCCCGUACCACCAAACCCCGAGAAGGAUGCUCUUUUGCACACAUUGUCCCGAACACUGACCGAGAAUCUGCAGGGAAAUGUAUCGCAGUCCAAAUCUGCCGUGGCUUCUCUGCAGUCUCAGUCUCAGGCUCUAAGCUCUGCCAUGAUGACUUUACAAGGCGAACUAGCCACGCUAAACAACUUCAAAGCAACAAUAGAAUCCAACAUCAGCAUCCUCCAGCAAUCGCUCCAUCGCGCAGAUGCAGUAAUCGCAGACGCCAAAGCUCGCACGUCUCAAACCUCUGAUCAACCCACUACAACAGCAAAUGGACUCCCGCCCAUAGACGAGGUCCUCGUCGCUCCCACAGUUGUUGGCAAACAGCUUUAUGAUCUAGUUGCCGACGAGCGCGGAAUCCAAUCGGCCAUUUAUGCGUUACAAGCAGCACUUGUCAAAGGAGUGAUUGGAGCUGAUACAUGGUCACGUCAUACGCGAAGCCUGGCUCGAGAAGCGUUCAUUAAACGAGCAUUAAUUCGGAAGAUUGCUUUGGGCAUGGGAUUAGAUGUGGGAGAGGAUACUUUUCGGGCUGACUCAUAAUGGCUUAUAAAUUAGUCGCAACAUGGCAGUUGCAAUUUGCCAAUACGUACUUAGCAGCCAGCACGCAAGGAAUAAGAAAUGUUUUGUC
Messenger RNA from Talaromyces stipitatus ATCC 10500, 1774 nucleotides. RefSeq names its product endosomal sorting complex protein TSG101, putative. Lineage: Eukaryota; Fungi; Ascomycota; Eurotiomycetes; Eurotiales; Trichocomaceae. Gene Ontology annotation, biological process: protein modification process; endosome to lysosome transport; protein transport. Gene Ontology annotation, molecular function: ubiquitin binding. The transcript has 4 exons. Bases 1 to 1686 code for a protein of 561 amino acids. Gene Ontology annotation, cellular component: ESCRT I complex. The record is from RefSeq and is a predicted model, not a curated record.